Messenger RNA from Komagataella phaffii GS115, 4023 nucleotides. Its product is annotated as Myristoylated serine/threonine protein kinase involved in vacuolar protein sorting. Gene Ontology annotation, molecular function: ATP binding; protein binding; protein serine/threonine kinase activity. Gene Ontology annotation, cellular component: phosphatidylinositol 3-kinase complex, class III, type II; phosphatidylinositol 3-kinase complex, class III, type I; nucleus-vacuole junction. Gene Ontology annotation, biological process: protein targeting to vacuole; macroautophagy; late endosome to vacuole transport. The record is from RefSeq and is a predicted model, not a curated record. The coding region runs from base 1 to 4023 and encodes 1340 amino acids. The transcript has a single exon. NCBI's taxonomy places the organism in Eukaryota, Fungi, Ascomycota, Pichiomycetes, Pichiales, Pichiaceae.
AUGGGCGCAGAACUAUCACUGUUGGCUCCUACGGCUCAACCAAUUGCUCUAUCAGCCUAUGUGGAUUUCCUCAGCAACAUUCAAUACAAUAAACCACUGGGGACCUCUCGUUUCCUAAAAACAGUGAAGGGCCUCAACGAUCAAGGGAGCAUUGUUGUCAAAGUCCUCGUUAAACCUAAUAGCGGCUUGGAUCUUAGUGAAUGGGUAGAAAAGUUGGAAUUCUUACGACUGAAGCUGCUUGAUGUACCAAACGUGAUACCAUAUAACUUGGUCAUCGAUAGCGUAAGGGCAGGAUACCUCAUUCGACCAUUUCAGCAGAGAACUUUAUAUGAAAGAGUUAGCAUUCAGCCAUACUUGGAACCCAUUGAAAAGAAAUGGAUAGCUUUCCAAUUAAUACAUGCAGUAAUGGAAUGUCAUGAAAGGGGGCAAUAUCACGGAGAUAUCAAAAGUGAGAAUGUGUUACUUACUUCUUGGGACAUGGUGUUUUUGACAGAUUUUGCUCCGUUCAAACCCAUUUAUCUCCCUGGAAAUAAUCCGAGUCAAUUCUCUUUUUACUUUGAUACAAGUAGAAGGAACGUUUGCUAUGUGGCUCCCGAGAGGUUUUUGGGUGAAGGGACUCCAACACAGUAUCAAGAAGUUGACAAAUUAACAAGUUCGAUGGAUAUAUUCAGCCUGGGGUGUACUGUUGCCGAACUUUUUCUGGAAGGUUCGGUCCUGUUUACAUUGCCUCAGUUGUUCAAGUACAAAAAAGGUGAAUAUACUCCAAGCUUGAGUGGGAUUGUCGAUAAUGACUUACGCAACAUGAUUCAAGAAAUGAUAGAUUUGGAUCCAAGAAAGAGAAUUAGUGCACACGAUUGUUUGAGAAAACAUAGGGGAAAAGUCUUCCCUGAGUACUUCUAUUCCUUCCUAUAUGAUUACAUGCUAGAAUUGAGUACUCCAUCCGAUCACUCUGUGGGAAACUGGCGAUUUGACGAAUGUGACCGUCGAAUCGAACGCAUCUACAACGAUAUGGGUAUGAUAUGUGACAAACUGGAUGUCAACCUUGACCUAAACAUAGUACAUUCUUUCACAGAAGAGCCCUCUCAGAAUGUGAUUCCAAUGACGCUUCGGCUUCCAGGAGUUGAACCACAUAUCCCACAGUCUUCAAAAACUCCUUAUGAUUCUGCUUUAAUCAUACUAAAUAUCCUGCUUCAUUCAAUGAGAAACACAACACACUCUUCUUAUAGAAUCAAGUCAUGUGAUUUGAUUUUGAUGAUAUCUGAGAUGUUGUCUGAUGAACAGAAACUAGAUCGUUGCUUACCGUAUUUGGUUCACUUACUAAAUGAUCCUUCCAUUGAUGUACAAGCGGCCGCAUUGAAGUACAUGACACAAUUACUGUUGUUGGUGGACUAUUUGACACCGGUUAAUGUGUUGAUCUUCCCCGAGUACAUUCUUCCCAAACUAGCUUCUUUUCUCUCCACUACUAAAGGCUCAUACAUGAGAAUGAUUUUUGCUACAAUUUUACCCCAUUUAGCAAAGACUGCCCUCAAGUUUUAUGAAAUGGCCAUCCUAUUGGGGAGUCAUGUUGAAAAGUUUGAGCUCUUAAAGAAUUUUGAGAACCUCACAAUCCAGUUGCUGAUCGAUCCCGAUUCAUCAGCCAAGAUCUCUUUGCUUAAGAAUAUAUUGCCUUUGGCCUCUGUUUUUGGUAAAGAUAAAACAAACGACAUCAUACUUAGCCAUAUGAUUACCUACCUCAACGACCCUGAUGAAAACCUGAGGGUGGCUUUCAUAGAGAGUAUCCUAGGGCUUUCAAUAUUUGUUGGAAUAACUAGUCUGGAAAACUACAUUCUUCCACUACUUGUUCAGACCCUAACCGAUAACAGUGAAAUUGUGGUUGUUAAUGUUCUCCGUUCAUUUGCAGAGCUGAAUAACUUGGGACUAAUCAAAAAAAGAUAUAAGUUUGACCUAAUAAAAGUCUCUUCAAAACUUUUAUUACAUCCAAAUUCUUGGAUUCGCUUAGGUACUUUGAGAUUGCUGAUUAGUGUAGUCAAGGAUUUGUCCUUGACUGAUUUCUACUGCCUGCUUUAUCCCCUUGUUCGUCCGUUUUUUGAGUAUGAGGUCACCAACUUUGACUGGGCCACGUUGUAUCCCUGCAUCAUUAAACCUAUUCCAAGGUCAAUAUACACUCUCUCCAUUACUUGGGCUCUAAAAGCUGAAAAGACUCUCUUUUGGCAGCAAGUGAAGUUGGCCAAACCUGACCCUUUUGGGAGUCGGAAUAGCACAUUCUUACUAAACAGAAACUCAAAGAUUGGGGAAUCGGGAGUAGUCUCUAACAAUCAGAUACCAACUUCUCCAGAAGAUAUCGGCUGGUUGGGGAAGCUGAAGGCAUCGGGGUUUGAUGAAAAGGAUUUAUGGAAGAUUGCCACCCUACGAGAUUACAUUUUCCGUGUGGCAAGAUCAAGAUCCAAUAUCCCGACUCAGGAAAACAACGAAGUCACCAUGCAGCAGAUGGGAAUUUAUCCACGUAUUGUAUUUUUUGAAAAGGGAUCCAUGUAUGAAACUGAAGGGUUUGUAACUGGAUCCUCAAUGAUGGCAAACUAUCGAAUUCUAGUUAAUUCAGAGUAUUCUCCAGAAAGCUUGACGAAACGAAAGACGGUAGGUGGAGUUAACACUAAUCAUACUUAUAGCGGUGCAAAUCCUUACAUUCUAAAAUUUUUGGAAUGUAUUAAGUUCAGGCACGUUCUGGAUGAUUCCGAAGAAUUUGGGCCCAGUAUACCGUCGGCAACUGUAGAGGAAGGCCAUUGGAAGUUUGAAGGAGUGCUUGUUAGCCAUCUCACAGAACAUACGGGAAGCAUUACUUCGUUGGCGCUUUCACCGGAUCAACAGUAUUUUCUUACAGGUGAUAGCAAAGGUAUAAUUAGAUUAUGGGAUGUUCUUCAGUUAGAAAGAAAUGGGUAUGCAACUUCCCACGUCACUGUCUCCAUGAGUUCCUCGGUGAAGGAUAUAAAGUUCAUAGAAAACCGAAAUAGUUUCUGUGCUGUCACUGCAGAUGGAGAAAUCAAAAUUUUCAGGGUUGAAAUUAAUAGCACAUCGAGCUCAGUGAGAUCAAAUGGUAGCCCUCAUAGACAUGAAUCGAUAAGUUUAUUGCGAGAACAUAGCCUCGAGGGGGAGCAUAUAAGUGACAUGAAAUUUAUUGGUCCAAACUUAGCAGUUACUACUUUGUCUUGCAAACUCAUACUCUUUGAUUUGAGAGAUAUGCAAAUUGCUGAAGAGAUUCAAAAUCCAGUCUCACACGGAUUCAUUACAUCUUUUGACUUAGACUCCUCGCAGAGUUGGCUACUGAUUGGUACAUCCAAAGGUAUUUUGGACUUCUAUGAUCUGAGAUUUGAACUUUUGGUCAAAUCAUGGAAGCUUAAAUCAACCAGCUAUCCCAUAAAGCACAUCACUGUUCCUCCGGCUGGGUUUACUUGUAAUAGAAAAUCAGAGCGAUUUGCUUUGAUAAACGGAGGAACUAAUGAUUCAGUUACUAUUGUUUUUGAUGUUUCCAAAGGACAAUGUUCAGAACUCUAUUUUACUGAAACUGUGAAUUUAAACACUGCCAUUGACAACUAUGAGGUAUUGGAAGUUGAUAAUGGUGAGGAACGAACCCGAACUUCUGUGCUGGCUACAGAAGUUGAGGACCGCUCAAUAACCAGUUUGACAAUGCUAGGCUCAAACCAAUUUUUGACGGCAACUUUUGAUAAAAGAGUCAUUCUCUGGGACACUGGUAACAAAGCGAAUUCUUCCGCUCUCAUUUCCAAGUUAGAUGAUUUCACUUCCAGUUUUUCAUCUGUACAGGUCAGACCUCAUCUUAUGGCUAUAAACGAAAAAAUAGUGGAAAAAGAUCCCCAAAAUAUUGGAGGGCCAAAACGUAAUAUGGCCAGUGCUAAUUCCUCUACCUUUGAUCUACACUCAGACAUCAUCACUGGAAUCGCUGUCAUUCAAAAGCCUCUCAAGAUGCUCAUACUGGUAGACAGGGCUGGAGUAAUAAAUAUUUAUAAGUAG